Messenger RNA from Rhinopithecus roxellana (golden snub-nosed monkey), 1238 nucleotides. RefSeq lists its product as uncharacterized. The record is from RefSeq and is a predicted model, not a curated record. The coding region runs from base 212 to 763 and encodes 183 amino acids. NCBI's taxonomy places the organism in Eukaryota, Metazoa, Chordata, Mammalia, Primates, Cercopithecidae. The transcript has a single exon.
CCUAGGCCCAAACCCUGGCCCCUGCUUGAUGUGUGUCCCCAGGGCAGUCCCUUUCCCUCUCUGAGCCACUUCCCUCGUGAAUGGGAUGAUGAGGUCUUGUUGCCGGAGCAGAGUCAGUGAGUUGGCAGAGUGCAGCUUCCAGCCUUGGGCAGGUGCCUGAUGCACACAGGUUCCCCCUUGGGGUCUGGCCAGGGGUGUGACCCCCGGGCCUAUGAGCCAUGGGGUAGCACCUGAGGCCGUCAACGCCUCCCCGGAUAUAGCCACCGUGUCCGGGGUCCUGCUUGUGUGCCUGUUGCAGCUUCCCUUCCCCAGUGGCUGCUCCCCUGAGGCCCGGCUUUCCGUUCUCUUAGUGGGUCUCGUGCUUACCAGCGGGGGCCAGGCCUGUCAGCACAGGAACAAUAUGACUCGGUCAGAGCUCUGGUCAGACCCCUGUGUGUGCCUGGCAGGAGCCCCGGCAGCCGCCAUCGCUACUUCCUGUGCGCACAGCAACCCCUCCCAGUGUUCUGUGACUCGGGUGGCUCCUGUUCAAGUCCUAGUUUGUCCCCUGGAGCACUCCCAGGUCCUCCAGGCCAUGAGCUGCGUCCCUGAUGUCUCUACUCCAGCCACAGACUGGGAGCGCAUAGGAGUGUCCCCAAACAGCAGUCACGAUGGUCACGGCCGUGGCUUCCACAUAGUGAGUGCUGUCCACAGACAGACGUGGCACUGUGCCACGUGUGUGACUCACAGCCUCUCCUGUAACCUCAACAACCAGUCGAGGAGGUAGAGGUUAUUGUCCGCAUCUUUAUAAGCACUAAAGGAUGAGCCUGCCAGCCACAGGUCCCACUGUGAGUUGUGGGCACUACAUUUCUGGGAUGGGGGCAUAGGAGAGUCCUUGCCAGGCACCUUCGAAGGUCCUCCCAGCCAGCCCCUCUCCCAGCGGGCUGCCCUUGAGUUAGGGCUGUGUCCCCCCACUUGCUGUGUAGCUUUGGGGAGUCCCUCAACCUCUCGGAACCUUGUUUUUCUCACCCAUCAAAUGGAGAGAAGUAGAUUUAAGGCACAGGAUCGCAACCAGCAGUGCAGGUGUUCUCGGCGGCGCUGCAGGUUCAGUUCCAGAGCAUUGGGGUAAAGUGAGUCACACGGAUGUUCUGGUGUUCCAGUGCAUUUAAAAGUUAGAUUUAGACCGGGCACAGUGGCUCAUGCCUGUAAUCCCAGCACUUUGAGAAGCCGAGGUGGUGGAUCACUUGAGGUCAAGAGUUUGA